Cladophialophora psammophila CBS 110553 is the source of this 1518-nucleotide messenger RNA. RefSeq names its product mannosyltransferase. The record is from RefSeq and is a predicted model, not a curated record. Gene Ontology annotation, biological process: protein N-linked glycosylation; cell wall mannoprotein biosynthetic process. The transcript is spliced from 3 exons. Gene Ontology annotation, molecular function: alpha-1,2-mannosyltransferase activity. Bases 1 to 1518 code for a protein of 505 amino acids. Gene Ontology annotation, cellular component: Golgi apparatus; membrane. Lineage: Eukaryota; Fungi; Ascomycota; Eurotiomycetes; Chaetothyriales; Herpotrichiellaceae.
AUGGGGUUCGUACAGCGCCUGUAUAAACGCCUACCUGCACUUUACACUUCGCCUGCAGUAGACGAUUACAAGAAUGAAAAGCCGAAGACGCUUUCAAGAUUAUCCUUCUUCCGCAGGCGCAUCAGGUUAAAAGGGAACUCGUCCAUAUCCAUCCCAUUGGGCUUCCUGCUCCUUUUCCCCAGCUUGGUCGUCUUAAUCAUCCUCAUUCUUGUCAUAAAACAUCCUAGCUCUCCGGGACGCAUAUUGGUCCCGGCUGGCACGCCUCCUUCAAUACGAAAAAUAAGUGAGAAGCACGAUCGAGUAUUUGCGACGGGAUGCCUGAACCCCGAAGACGCCGCGAAACAGCCACGUGCCAACGCGGCUUUUGUUGUACUUGCCCGAAAUAAGGAGCUGGAAGGCGUCAUUCAAUCAAUCAAGAGCAUCGAAAGGCAUUUCAAUCGAUGGUUCCAUUAUCCUUACGUUUUUCUCAAUGAUGGGGAAUUUGAGCAAGAUUUCAAGGACACCGUCACCAACUACACGAGUUCCCCUGUGGAAUUUGGCAAGAUUGACCCCUCGAUGUGGGGAUAUCCGGACUGGGUUGAUCAUGAAGUUGCAAGAGAGGGGAUUCGCAAGCAGGGAGACCUUGCAAUCAUGUACGGUGGCAUGGAGAGCUACCAUCACAUGUGUCGUUUCUACUCGGGAUUCUUCUACAAGCAUGAAUUGUUGCACAAGUACGAAUGGUACUGGCGCUUGGAACCGGAAAUCAAGUACUUCUGCGACAUCACCUACGAUCCAUUCAUCGAAAUGGCAAAGGCCAACAAAACUUACGGUUUCACCAUCGCCGUCAAGGAACUGAAGGAAACGGUGCCAAACAUCUUUCGUUAUGCUUCAGCUUACAAACGCAAGAACAACCUCCAGUCCCAAGGUCUCUGGGAAAUGUUCAUCGAGCCCCAGCCUGAAAAGGAAGCCGCGUCCGAUGAUAGACGAGCCAAAACAUUGCCGAAUGAGAUUCUUCAGACUGAACCCGGCCAUCAGAACAUCGAGGAUAUCGACGGAGAAUCGAUGGAGGGUGAGAAGUACAACAUGUGCCAUUUCUGGAGCAAUUUCGAGAUUGCCCGCUUGGACUGGUUCAGAAGCAAAGAGUACAAUGACUUCUUCGAGAUGAUGGAUCGAAGUGGAGGAUUCUGGAUGGAAAGGUGGGGAGAUGCCCCGAUCCAUUCUCUUGCGGCGGGAGCCCUCCUGGCCCCCCGCGAUAUCCACUAUUUCCGCGACUUUGGCUACCGCCAUACCACGAUCCAGCACUGUCCUGCGAAUGCUCCCGCCCGCCAAUUGCCCAGAAUACCCUGGCUAGAGAAAACCACCGAAGAUGAGAAAGAACGACAAGAAGAAGACGAAUACUGGGCCACGCCAGAUCCACCCAAAGAAAAUGGGGUUGGAUGUCGGUGCCGAUGCGACACUGACAUCCGAGACGUGGAAGGGAAAGAAGGCAGCUGUCUUGCUGAAUGGGUCGAAGUAGCCGGUGGGUGGGCUUCUCCCUGA